GGCGAGCGAUGGGUGUUAAAAAACCAAGAUGUCGGCCGACGGCGGCGGGCAAGUGUCGUGGUCAUGUGCCGCUGAGACCCGUUGACCUGAUAGGUGUUAUUACCCGCGCUGUCAGAAAGCAAACGCGGCGAAACAAUGCGUUCGGCGACGGUGACAUGAGCCGGUUUUGUUGUUUUCGAAAACUGUUGUGUCGGCGGAACUCGCUCGGCGGCCAAUAUCGACGGCGGCUGCUCACGUCGUCGCCCUGGAGCUUGUUGUCAGAGUGAAGUUAGUCGGAACGGGCGAUCUCAUUGCACCCACGCCGAAACAUCAAGUCUUCCCUUCGCUUCUUCUCUUAUCCUCCUCCUCGUCUCCCUCCCCCCUGCUGCUACUGCUGCUACUGCUGCUGCUACCGCGGCCUGAUAUUCAAUCACCGGAAGACGUUAUCAAUGAUGAAGCAGCUGCAACAACGCCAUGACGCUGCCGGAUCGGCGAAGGUUCACGCAAAUGCAACGCGCGUCAAGUCAAGGUCGAGGAAGUGUUGCAGGCCUCAAAGGCGACUGAACCGUUCCCAAGUUCUGAAAAUGCAACCGAGGAAACAACCGAAGUCAGAUCAAGAGGCCCAAAGCGUCGCCUCCGAUGGAGUCAGUAGUGGAGCAGUGAGUCCCGGUGCCGUACCGAAUGGAGAAACUUCUAAGCAGUUUCUAUCGACUGGAAGAACCGGACGCAGAAAUGCACUGCCCGAUAUCCUGGGGCAUCAUGCAGACACGGAUACAGCCGAUCUACCAUCUCGGCUGGAGGCACUGACGACGGAAACAAAGCAAGCCGAGCCGAGCACCAGCAAAGACGGGGCGUCAACUUCAAAGCAAUACACCGGGUGACAGCGCACCGUUUUUGGCUAACACGAAGAGAGAAAUUUUCUGCAACUGCUUUGUGCUCGUACGGUGAAAAGAGUUUAUUGAAAGUGGACUUCGCUAUUGAAAAAUAAACCCUGGCGAAGUUGGGAAUCAGUCAAUUGCAGAGAUAGUAAUUUCGCCCAUGAAGUUUUCGGGAUUACGGUGAGAUUUCAAUUAUCCGAGAACGUGAGAAUGACUAUCUUCGUUCUCAGAUCGCCAACGAGGCUUCAGUUCCUGUGACGUGAGAUAAAUAUCAUGUAUUAAAUUAGGUUAAUAUACAGAGGUUAAGUGCAACAAAAAAAAAAAUCCACUUGAUGCAUUUGGCAUUUUGUCAUAGAAUAUAAUUUGGACAGAUUAACUAUGAGAUUUGUUG
Neodiprion virginianus is the source of this 1248-nucleotide messenger RNA. RefSeq lists its product as uncharacterized. The record is from RefSeq and is a predicted model, not a curated record. Gene Ontology annotation, biological process: negative regulation of cAMP-dependent protein kinase activity. The transcript has 4 exons. Lineage: Eukaryota; Metazoa; Arthropoda; Insecta; Hymenoptera; Diprionidae. The coding region runs from base 429 to 860 and encodes 143 amino acids. Gene Ontology annotation, cellular component: nucleus; cytoplasm. Gene Ontology annotation, molecular function: cAMP-dependent protein kinase inhibitor activity.